CCCCGGACCCUGCAUUCACUAUAUCUGGUCUCCCAGGACCCUGCAUUCACUAUAUCUGGUCUCCCAGGACCCCGCAUUCACUAUAUCUGGUCUCCCAGGACCCUGCAUUCACUGUAUCUGGUCUCCCCGGACCCUGCAUUCACUAUAUCUGGUCUCCCCGGACCCUGCAUUCACUAUAUCUGGUCUCCCAGGACCCUGCAUUCACUGUAUCUGGUCUCCCACAAAACAUUUAAAGUGUUACUAAACCCAGGACCCUGCAUUCACUAUAUCUGGUCUCUCACAGUACACAGA
Molecule: messenger RNA, 291 nt
Organism: Staurois parvus
Lineage: Eukaryota; Metazoa; Chordata; Amphibia; Anura; Ranidae
Source: the annotation of a GenBank genome assembly